This is a messenger RNA of Cicer arietinum (chickpea), 501 nucleotides long. RefSeq names its product protein FAR1-RELATED SEQUENCE 5-like. NCBI's taxonomy places the organism in Eukaryota, Viridiplantae, Streptophyta, Magnoliopsida, Fabales, Fabaceae. The record is from RefSeq and is a predicted model, not a curated record.
AUGUUGUUGGGAGCCUGCAACAGGGAUGUGUUUUCUUGCUUAAAUGAAGUCAAAUCAUUUUAUGAAGAGUAUGUUUCGAGAAAGGGUUUUGGGUGGAAGAUUAGAUCUUCAAAAAAAGGGCAAGAUGGGGAGCUCUGCUACUUAAUUUUAUCAUGCUCAAGAGAGGGGUCUAAAGUGUCAAAAAUUGUGUGUACGUUAAAAACACUUCCAACUAAGGUAAAUAAUUGUCCUGCCAAGAUUGUUAUUAAGUUGGAUAAAGAUGGAUUGUGGCACAUUACAAAAUUUGAACCUGAUCAUACUCACGAGACGAGUCCUACAAAGGCAAGGUUGUUCAAAGCUAACAAGAAAAUGAAAUUGCAUGUAAAGAGAACAAUACAAAUCAAUGAUGAUGUAGGAGUGAGGAUCAACAAGACAAUUCAACCUCUUGUUAAAGAUGCAGGAGGGCAUGAAAACAUACCAUUUUGUGAAAGAGAUGUGAGGAAUUAUGUUAACAAGGAAUGA